This is a messenger RNA of Anopheles merus, 2159 nucleotides long. It is a transcript of the gene Tsen2, whose product is annotated as tRNA-splicing endonuclease subunit Sen2. Bases 106 to 936 code for a protein of 276 amino acids. The record is from RefSeq and is a predicted model, not a curated record. The transcript is spliced from 2 exons. Gene Ontology annotation, molecular function: tRNA-intron lyase activity; nucleic acid binding. Lineage: Eukaryota; Metazoa; Arthropoda; Insecta; Diptera; Culicidae. Gene Ontology annotation, biological process: tRNA-type intron splice site recognition and cleavage; tRNA splicing, via endonucleolytic cleavage and ligation. Gene Ontology annotation, cellular component: tRNA-intron endonuclease complex.
AAACAUCAUGAUCAGCUGCUUCACAAAACGUGCUUUUUACUGCACUAAAACCGAAAAAUGUUUAAUAGAUAAUCUACAAAUCUACAAAUUAUUCUUCCCCAAGUGAUGGCGGCAAAGUGUACUUUAUUUGCUUUUAGCCUUAAACCGAAGAAGAAAACUCCACCGGAACUAUCGCAAACACUGCCACUGCCGGUCGUUGAUGCUGCAUCCGGCGAGCCCUUGCCGAUAGAAGCCAUCUUUACGGGAUACACAAUUGAUGUCGUAAAUCCCGUCGAUAUACGGCUGCUAUGCUUAAAUGGAGGUUUCGGGCAGGGCAUGUUGUCUCGCGCAUUCCCGGUUUGCAUGACAAACGCGCGAGACGCGACACGCAAAAGGAAACGGCAUCUGCCCGCAUCGACGCAAGACCCGAGUGCUGGGAUGAUCGAGGAACCGCUCUGCUUAUUUUUAGAGGAAGCCUUCUUCCUGAUGCAUAUGUUGAACAUGUUGUGCCUUAAAGACACGCGCGGGAACACGAUCAGCGUUGCGCAGGCAUUUGCUAAGUUCCGGACAGUGAAGCGCAACUUCCUGGCGUGCUACUGUGCCUAUUUGUAUCUGAAGUCGAAAAAUUGGAUCAUUAAAAGUGGAAUCAAGUUUGGAGGCGAUUUCGUGAUUUACGUAAAAGGACCACAGUUUUAUCAUGCGUCCUACAUCGUACUAAUACAGGAAGUGUUCGAUGGCGCAGAGAUGCAAUCUUCCGCAAUCGAUGGAUUAGAUUUUCAAGGAUUUAAUCGUAUCGCGGAAACCACCGGAAAGGAUUUACUGUUCCUAGAGGUGCACUAUCCCUCCGCCCUUGAUCUGUCGGACGAUGCGGCCUGUUUGGAGCGGGUAAAAGACGUGCACGUUGCCGAAACGUUUACAAAGCAUCAUAAUUAUCUGGCAGCACGCAAUCAAGUUUAAAAUCGAAUCUCUUUCUCAUGAAACAAACCCUCAAAUCAUCAAACAUUGUAUUUUAUAGGGUUUAACACUUUAUCUUAAGACCGCGGGACCGCUUUUCGUGUCUGCUCGUCCAAUUUUUCCUCCAUUCUGGAUAGCUUAAGGUUACCCAUUUUUACCUCCCGCUCCAACGACCCAAUCCGCUCCUCCAUGGUUUGUAAAAGGGCCGCCAUACAGUCAAUCGAAGAGGACACUGGAUAAAAUAAACGCAUAAACGUUCCUCAUCGAUGUUAGUCGUACGUUUGAUGUCCUAAGCGGUCAUACAAAUGUACGACCUACUGAAGUAUCGAGCGGGAAGAUGUAUUCUAUACCAGCUAGGGGUUGCUGGGGGAUUAUGCUCCGACCGGCUCCAGACAAUUUCGGAGCCGGCUCCGCACCAACGGCUCCGCUUCAACGGCUCCGGAGCCGGCUCCGCUCCGACCAAAAGAACUUUUUCAAUGAAGUUUCAAUCGAAGAAAUCUGUAAAUAGCAGAGUACGUCGUGUUUAAAAUAAUUUAUCAAAAAAAAAAACAUCGAUUAGUUUUGAAUAUUGUUAAGAAAGAAGAGACUAACGAAUGCUACACAACCAACGUCAAUACUGCAAUCAUAUCGUGUGUUAACUUCCCACACAUAAGAGAAUAUAAACUCGUUUUUUUAUUACGCUAUCAUACAAUGAUGUCUCUAUUGAACCGUUAGUGCGGAGCCGUUGGUCCGGAGCCGUUGUUUCGUCGCCGGCUCCGGAACAACGGUGGGUCGUCGCCGGCUCCGCAGCCAUUGGAACGGAGCCCGUGAGUGCAGAGUGCUUUUUCUUUCACACUAAAUCUCUGACUUGGAGCGUCGGCGUUCCGAUUGAACCAUCGCGACUUUGAUCAGUGCGCGCGGUUGAAACGACCUUUUGUAUUGUGUUGUAAGUAGCGUGCGCGCCAAAAUUUUAAGAGCGCGCGGAGAGUGAAUGUGUUUUUUUUGGGGGUGGGGGAAUGCGAUACAGAGACAAAUAUUUCGCUGCACAUUAACACAUAUGUGUUAUGUAUAUACAUUGUAUGUAUGUACAUACGUAUACAUAUGUAUAUACAUUCUCACUGCACGGGUUGAGCUGCGAAUACUCAGUUCUGAGAGAAUAUACUCGAGCGCUCGCGCAUGAGUGCAAGCGAGCGUGGUAUAGAGGAUAGAGGGAGACAAACGAUUAUUUUGCUCCAAGCUUGCUACUU